UGACCUGAGCAACUCACCGUUGAAUGGCAGAAUUCCCAGGGAGAUUGGCAACCUCACCACCCUCACUCUCCUGAACCUCGCGAACUGCUCUCUAAGUGGCUCCAUCCCAAUCACAUUCAGUGCCCUCACCUCCCUCUCUCUCCUCGAUUUGAGUCACAACAGCCUAUGGGGCACCACACCGUCGUUUCUCAGCCUGCUGUCGCAGCUGAGGCGCCUGGACCUAAGCGACAGCACCUUGCACGGAUCCAUCCCAGGUGGCCUUUGGGUGCUCCCCGAGCUGCAACACCU
This is a messenger RNA of Closterium sp. Naga37s-1, 288 nucleotides long. The record is from the annotation of a GenBank genome assembly. NCBI's taxonomy places the organism in Eukaryota, Viridiplantae, Streptophyta, Zygnematophyceae, Desmidiales, Closteriaceae.